AUGGAUGAAGUACGUGUCUUUCUCUUAGACUGCGUUAUGGCAGUUAAAGAGUUUUUAUUAGAUUGCAUGCAUGCUCUUCGUGAAGUGUUAAAAGUUGGUAAUACUUUCGCACUCCAGAUAUUCAAGAAUACCUUUUUGGCAUCUAUUAUUACCAUUGUGACCGCGUUAGUUUUAUUUUUCGCAUUUUUAGGUUGUCUUUCUGUUGCACUUAUUGGUUCGUUUGCUGUACGAUAUUACGUACUUUCAAAUGUCCCUGAAAAUCAAAUUCACCAUCUCGAUAUUAACACCAUGCCGUUUGAGACAGAACCGUGGUUAAUGCGGAAGCUGGAUCGUACUUUCUCACAUGUGUCUACUUUAUUAGAAGUAACUCCACACUCUUUUGAUAAUCAUAUUGCUGUAGGAGCAGGGGAGCUUGCGGAAGUCCAGAAGACAUCCUCAUUUUUAGAACAGGCGGCAUCUUUAAAAAUGACACUUAUAAAAAAAUAUGUUCAUGGUACUCUCGCAAAAAGUACACUAAUGAUUCCAUCGUUAGUGCAGAAAGAAGUGUUCCCUCCUGGUGGUGGGGUUUCUAUAGAGUCACUUUUUCAUCAACGUAAACCCAUGUUCAAUGCCAGAGGGACAUAUGAUGCCAAGAUGCAACUUGUAUUUGUUAGAGAAGACGUUGGACGCGAUGUAUCCAUGAUGCUUGAAUCAUCUGUGUUAAUUUCUGAUGAUUCACAUGUGCCACAGUCUAUUAGCUCUUUAGAUUCACUCUUCAAGGUCACUACAUCAUUUACCUUAACGACUGGAGAAAAACCUAUUCAUUGGUUACCUCAAAUACUUAAAAAAAGUUUUCAUUUCUUUUUUUAUAUACCCAUCGUAAUCUACAAUUCAAUUGCAUCUUUUCUGCGCUUUGAUGAAUUUCCUUUUGUUGAUGAGUCCAGUGAAGUUUCAGUUGUGACACCGGUUUACAAUAACUUUGAACCUCCUAUGUCCUUGCAACCACGACUUCGUGCGAUUAACUUUACUCUUUACCAACAUGAAGGUGAUGUGGCACAUAAAGCACAAUUGAAACGAAUGCAUUUACACACUAGUGUUCAGCUUAGUGGACUUGCAUAUUACUUUUCAGCGUAUUCCAUGGCUGCCUUUGUGGUAACAACACUUAUUUUUUUCACUAUAAGCUCUACUAUUGUUUCAGGAAUCCUAUUGGGAGUUGGAAUGGCGAUAUUAUCAUGGUAUAUGCGUAACAAGUAUUCCUCAAUGGAUAGUGAUGAAGAUGUUGAUGAUAAUGAAGAUGAAGAAGAAAUAAAAGAGUAUAGUGAGGUACAUCGAGAUAUGCAUAACCAUAGUAACUUAUCGACUUCAUUAAAUGACCCCAAAUUGUUAUCUUCUGCUCCUCUUUCGAGAAGAGAAUCAUCAUCAUUUCUUUUUUAUGAGGUAGAUCCGAUUAUAAACAGAAAAAGGAAAUCAAGAUAA
Messenger RNA from Trypanosoma theileri, 1455 nucleotides. RefSeq lists its product as uncharacterized. The transcript has a single exon. Bases 1 to 1455 code for a protein of 484 amino acids. Lineage: Eukaryota; Euglenozoa; Kinetoplastea; Trypanosomatida; Trypanosomatidae. The record is from RefSeq and is a predicted model, not a curated record.